UUAUUUCACCGUAACCCUUAUUUAAACUUCGUCUUCUAUCCGCCGCGUUAUCUCCUGCAUUUUGCACUUCCUUUUCCAUCGAAACCCUAACCCUCCACACUCUAUCCAAUUCUCACAUUCACCUCCAUAUCUCUUUCCUUGUCUGUUCGCCAUCUAUUCAUUCAAAUACGAUCCAUUCCUGCUAUCAAAGGCAUCUUUCACUCGUCGACUUUAUAUCCUCCAAUCGAUAAAAUCACCGAUCUUGUCGGGAGCGUGUUGAGCUAAAAAAGGAAAGAAAACUGCAACGUCUAACCCUAAGCUUCACAAAAUUGCACUAUUCCAGUGAUCAUUGUGAAAUUUAGGAAAGAAAGAUAUCUAAUUAUUUUUGUCGGGGUUUGACGAAAGUAUUUAAUUUUUUUGAUCGCGUGUAUUUCGAUUUUUUAUUGUUUUAUAGAAUAUCGAAGUACGGAUUGCAGUUCUAAAAUCUGCAAUUUUACGUGCCUUUUGUUUUUGAGCUUGUGAGUUCUGAGUUUUUGUUUAGGAAAUGGUGGGAGGUGGGAGCAGGAAGGAGGAAGGUUCAUUUGUGAUGAGCAAUUCCAAUGUUUUUGCUGCUCUUGAUACUUUGAGGAAGAAGAAGAAGUCUGAUAAAGAGAAAGGAUCUAAGAAGAAGUCUACGGUUGAGACUGUUAAGGAGCCUCCAGUGAUCUGGUCUCCAACGCCAUUGAAGGUGAAAUCAUGGGCUGAUGUUGAUGAUGAAGAUGAUGAUGAUUACUAUGCAACCACCGCCCCUCCUCAGUCUUUAUGGGGUCUUAACCAGGCAGAUGAAAAGAAAUCUGAGCCUGCAGAGGAAAGUGAGAGUGAUGAAGAUAUUCUUGGUGAAGGGGAUGAUGAUGUUGAAGAGGAGGAGCUCGAACAUGAGCAUGAAGCUGAGGUUUCUGAGCCAGUCCCUAGCAAGGUGGCAGUAACUUCACAAGCACCACCUAAAGAGACAGAACGUCAGUUAUCAAAGAAGGAGAUACGUAAGAAGGAACUUGCCGAAUUGGAAGCUCUUUUAGCUGAUUUUCGUGUUCCACUCGAUGAGAAGGUUGCUGCAGGGGAAACAUCUGAAGCUGCUGCACCUGAGAAAAAAGUGGAGCAGCAAGAUGAGUUGGAAAAAAAGGAUGGUGGUGGGGUUGGAGAAUCCAAGGCUGCAAAGAAGAAGAAAAAGAAGGAUAAAUCUUUGAAGGAAUCACAAGAGCAGCAGCAGCCAAACAGCACCAUGGAUCCCUCCCCUAAUGCAGCAGAUAACAGUGCAGGGGGGGCUGAGAAGCAAGCAGAAGAAUCAUCCUCAGCUGUAAAUGUUGAAAAACUCAAAAGGGCGGUUACCGGAAAGAAGAAGAAAUCUAAUAAAGAUUCAGACACAGCUGCAAAAGCUGCUGCCAUGGAAGCCGCUGCUAGGAAUGCAAAGCUCGCUGCAGCUAAGAAAAAGGAGAAGAACCAUUACAACCAGCAACCAACUCGGUAAAAAUGUGAUCUUAAUCAGUACCUCAGUGAUGAAAAAAAAAUAGUUCUAUGAAUCCUGAAGGAUUGGUCAUUUUUCAUCCUUCAUUUGCGGAUGUGCAAUAAAAUUGAGUUCAAGAUUCUGGUUUUUUGAGUUGACAGUCUAGACUUAGAAAUGAAAGACAGUGUUUUGCUAGACAGCUUUUGUUCAAAUGGAAAUUGUGAUACUUGAUGUGCAUCGUAGUAGCACUUUUAUUUGUUUAUUAAUAUAUACAGUAUAUGUUAAUUCUUGGCUUUGGUGAGAGGACCUUUUAUUUUGUUAUUCAGAUCUCAUUAAAAUGCCAUUAUAAUUUCUUGUUGUAUAAA
Molecule: messenger RNA, 1824 nt
Organism: Cuscuta europaea
Lineage: Eukaryota; Viridiplantae; Streptophyta; Magnoliopsida; Solanales; Convolvulaceae
Source: the annotation of a GenBank genome assembly